AUGUUCAUACGGAACGGAUGGGUCUCGGAUGCCCCAUUCAUGCUCAACGGAACGAACAUAUCCGAAUGCACUAGCUACGUUUAUCUGGGUCGGGAAUUGAACAUGAUGAGCGAUCUGACCCUCAAGUUGGGCAGGAGACGAGGGCCUUGGGGAGCGUAUGAGUGCAUCGAAGAUGUAGUGAAGAAGACCACAAACACCCGGCUCCGUGCUCACCUCUCCAAAACCACCGUACUUCGUGCUUUAACCCAAGCUUCGGAAACCUGGGCAAUUCGCAAACAGGAGGAAAACGCGGUGAGCGUCAUUGAACGCGCAAUUGAGAGAGUGAUGCUAGGAGUAUCCCGUUUCACGCAAGUGAGGGACGGGAUUCGAAGUUCUCUCCUACGUCAGCGAUCGAAGAUUAGAGACGCCGCCGCGUUUGCCAAGGAAAGUAAAAUAAGGAGGGCCGGACACGUGAUGCGCUUUAACCACAACCGUUGGACGAGAGCCGUGAGCGACUGGGUUCCCGAUAUUAAGCGCCCUGCAGGAAGACCGCCGACCCGAUCGUCAGAUUUCUCCGCGAAGUCCUUCAAAGAAAAUUAUGAUGCUCUUCGUGUCCCACGCGAAAGGAGGAACCACUGGGCGACUCUGGCAUGCGAUCGGGACAAAUGGAAGAAUUACUGGCGCCCGCUCGAUAAGUUCGAAGAUCAACAGGAGUCAAGGUAA
Messenger RNA from Necator americanus (New World hookworm), 702 nucleotides. RefSeq lists its product as uncharacterized. The transcript has a single exon. The record is from RefSeq and is a predicted model, not a curated record. The coding region runs from base 1 to 702 and encodes 233 amino acids. NCBI's taxonomy places the organism in Eukaryota, Metazoa, Nematoda, Chromadorea, Rhabditida, Ancylostomatidae.